GCCGUUAGUGGGGCGCGGGGAAGAGUGCUGCUGCUGGGGGGACCCAGUGCCUCUCACUCAUUACGGCUCCCGGACUGGUGGCCCCAAGCUGGGCCCGACUCCACUCCCACCGCCACCAUGGACAAACUCAAAUGGUCCAAGGGACUCAGGAUAAGACUGCGGGCCGAGGGGCGACUGAAAGUGCACCCCAAGAUGGCCAUAGCGGCAGUCCAUUACCUAGUUUCGGGGUCCGGCAUGUUGAAGAUCACCAGGCUGCUUUUUGUCCUGGGAGCAGCCAUCAGCUUUAUCAUCGCACCAGCCCAUGAAUCCUACAUAGCCAUCCUGCUACUGGAAUGCUGCAUAGUUCUGUCAUUCAUUAUAAUAUAUGUGUUAGGUCUACACCACUUGUUAGUGUGCAUAUUAUGGCCGGCAUUUAAUCCACUUUCAAGAAUUUCUGAUAAAAAGAUCAGAGCUGGACAGAAAAUUUUACAUUCAAAUAAAAGACUCGAGAAGCAUAAAAAGGAUAUUUUGAACUGUUUACUUACUGCGGGUUUCCUUAUAAUUGUUGGCAUCCUGGUUCUCUGGGAAGAGGGAACAGAUGAGUACAUCAUAAGUGGAGCAGCUUGCUGUUUUGUGGCCGCGGGUCUAUGUGUCCUUGAGGUGUCUUGCCAGGGAGGCAGCAUAUGGUAUAAGAGAUGGAAGGAAGCGGUGAAAGAGAAGAUGUUAGCAGUAAACGAUGUAAAAAAAGAGUCUUCCGAGUUAGCCAAAGAGAAGGCAGUGGCAGAAGAAUUAGUGGCAAAGGCAGUGGCGGAGGCAGCAGCAACAGUUAAGCAAUCAACACCACCAAAAAAAACUGCAUCAGCAAAGUGAACAGAGCAGCCCUCCAAGAUUGUCAAUUUUCAGAACUCUGGUUCAUUACGCUUAAUAAUCAGUGCUCACAAAGCAUAAGAA
Molecule: messenger RNA, 930 nt
Organism: Antechinus flavipes (yellow-footed antechinus)
Lineage: Eukaryota; Metazoa; Chordata; Mammalia; Dasyuromorphia; Dasyuridae
Product: chemokine-like factor
Exons: 5
Coding region: 118-849 (243 amino acids)
Cellular component (GO): membrane
Source: RefSeq, a predicted model, not a curated record